CAGACAGACCAAGGAGCUCUGGAGGUGUCUGGAGGCCCACCGAGCCCCAGACCCAGGAGGCCCAGGAAGCUGGAAGUGACCCUCAGGCAGCAAGACCUCAAAGGAAGAGUGAGAUUCCUGCUUACAGCUGUGCAUCACCCCGAGUGGGGCUCCUGUCAGGAGAAAAGGCCAUCACUCAAGAAGCGGCUCAGCGGCAGCUGCUCCAUGAGGAGCUGAAGGUGGUCCUGCAGCAGAAGGAGGAGAGGACACGGGAGCUCGAGCCCCCAGGUGACUCUCUGCAGAGCUAUGGAGGCCAGGAGCCGCAGCGCUGAGGAGCUGAGACGGGCGGAGUUGGUGGAGAUUAUCGUGGAGACCGAGGCACAGACCGGGGUCAGCGGCUUCAACGUAGCAGGCGGCGGCAAAGAAGGAAUCUUUGUCCGUGAGCUGCGAGAGGACUCACCGGCAGCUAAGAGCCUCAGCUUGCAAGAAGGGGACCAGCUGCUGAGUGCCCGUGUGUUCUUUGAGAACUUCAAAUAUGAGGAUGCACUUCGCCUGCUGCAAUGCGCAGAGCCCUACAAGGUCUCCUUCUGCUUGAAGCGCACUGUGCCCACCGGGGAUCUGGCACUGAGGCCCGGGACGGUGUCUGGAUACGAGAUGAAGGGCCCACGGGCCAAAGUGGCCAAGCUGGUACGCGUGCUUAGCCCGGUCCCGGUCCAGGACAGCCCCAGUGACCGGGUCGCUGCUGCGCCGUAAACCCUACUCCCUUUCACUGUGGCCCACUUUGGCCCUCUGUCUGUCACUAACCCGACACUAAUUCGCCCUCUGUCCCUUGUUCUCUGCUCCUAAACUCCACUCCUGUCAAAGGGUGCACCUAUUGGCAGGUGGUUCUCACCCAUCCCCACCAUGCAACCCGGGCUCAUUAGGGGUCAUGGAGUCCUGGAAGGCCAGAUUCUAGCCCAAUGGCUGUUGGGUUACUGAGUGACCCAAGUUUCUUUUCCUCUCUGGGUCGCAGUUUCCCCAACUCUACAAUAAGGAUGUUGGGGGAAAUUCCAGAAUUUUUGGGUUCCCAUUGCCACAUCCCUGUCCCAUUGCCACAUCACUGUGAGAUUCUGAAUGACUGUCAUUGCCUUCCUGAAGUGACAGGCAGGAAGGUGGAUGUGUUUUGGGAUAUACUCUACCCCAAACUUCUCCCAGCCUGGUAUACUAGGUGGGUUAUUUUUCUAUCUACUCCCAGCCUCCCACUGUCCCACAGCCUCCUGCCUCUCUCCUCUCUCCUCAGAACAUCCAGAGUCUGGCCCCUGUGAAGAAGAAGAAGAUGGUGACUGGGGCCCUGGGGACCCCUGCAGAUUUGGCCCCUGUUGACGUCGAGUUCUCUUUUCCCAAGUUCUCCCGACUGCGUCGGGGUCUCAAAGCCGAGGCUGUCAAGGGACCUGUCCCAGCUGCCCCAGCCCGUCGCCGCCUCCAGCUGCCUCGGCUGCGUGUCCGAGAAGUAGCUGAAGAGGCCCAGGUAGCCCGAAUGGCUGCUGCUGCUCCUCCCCCAAGGAAGGCCAAGGCAGAAGCUGAGGCAGCCACAGGAGCUGGGUUCACAGCCCCUCAGUUAGAGCUAGUUGGGCCUCGGCUGCCUAGUGCCGAGGUGGGUGUCCCUCAGGUCUCAGUUCCCAAGGGGACCCCAUCAACAGAGGCAGCCAGCGGCUUUGCCCUUCACCUGCCAACCCUUGGGCUAGGUGCCCCAGCUGCACCGGCUGUGGAGCCCCCAGCCACGGGAAUCCAGGUUCCACAAGUGGAACUCCCCACCCUGCCCUCUCUACCCACUCUUCCCACACUUCCAUGCCUGGACACCCAGGAAGGAGCUGCAGUGGUAAAAGUCCCUACCCUGGAUGUGGCAGCUCCGUCUAUGGGGGUGGACCUGGCUUUGCCGGGUGCAGAGGUGGAGGCCCAGGGAGAGGUUCCUGAAGUGGCCCUCAAGAUGCCCCGGCUCAGUUUCCCCCGUUUUGGGAUUCGGGGGAAGGAAGCCACUGAAGCCAAAGUAGUCAAGGGCAGCCCUGAGGCCAAAGCAAAGGGUCCCAGACUUCGAAUGCCCACCUUUGGGCUUUCUCUCCUGGAACCCCGGCCCUCUGGCCCUGAAGCUGUUGCUGAGAGCAAGCUGAAGCUACCCACCCUCAAGAUGCCCUCUUUCGGCAUUGGUGUGACUGGGCCUGAGGUCAAGGCACCCAAGGGGCCCGAAGUAAAGCUCCCUAAGGUUCCUGAGGUCAAACUCCCGAAAGUGCCCGAGGCAGCCAUUCCAGAUGUGCAACUCCCUGAGGUACAGCUGCCCAAAAUGUCAGACAUGAAACUUCCAAAGAUCCCUGAGAUGGUUGUACCCGACGUUCGUCUUCCGGAAGUGCAGCUGCCCAAAGUCCCUGAGAUGAAAGUCCCAGAGAUGAAGCUCCCGAAGGUGCCCGAGAUGGCCGUGCCCGAUGUACACCUUCCAGAUGUACAGCUCCCGAAAGUCCCAGAGAUGAAGCUCCCGAAGGUGCCCGAGAUGGCCGUGCCCGAUGUACACCUUCCAGAUGUACAGCUCCCGAAAGUUCCAGAGAUGAAGCUACCAGAGAUGAAGCUCCCGAAGGUGCCGGAGAUGGCCGUGCCGGAUGUACGACUCCCGGAAGUUCAGCUGCCCAAAGUGUCUGAGGUGAAGCUCCCAAAGAUGCCUGAGAUGGCCGUGCCUGAUGUCCACCUCCCGGAGCUACAACUUCCCAAAAUGUCCGAGGUGAAGCUCCCAAAGAUGCCCGAGAUGGCCGUGCCCGAUGUUCGCCUCCCGGAAGUUCAGCUGCCCAAAGUGUCAGAGAUGAAACUCCCUAAGAUGCCAGAGAUGACCAUGCCCGACAUUCGCCUCCCAGAAGUUCAGUUGCCCAAAGUGCCUGACAUUAAACUUCCUGAAAUGAAGCUUCCAGAAAUAAAACUCCCCAAAGUGCCUGACAUGGCAGUGCCUGAUGUCCCCCUUCCAGAGCUGCAGCUGCCCAAAGUGUCGGACAUUCGGCUGCCUGAAAUGCAAGUGUCACAGGUCCCAGAGGUGCAGCUUCCCAAGAUGCCAGAGAUGAAGUUGUCCAAGGUUCCUGAGGUACAGAGGAAAUCUGCAGGGGCGGAGCAGGCAAAAGGGACUGAAUUUAGUUUCAAGUUGCCCAAGAUGACCAUGCCCAAGUUGGGGAAAGUGGGCAAGCCUGGGGAGGCAAGUAUUGAGGUUCCAGACAAACUCAUGACACUUCCCUGUCUGCAGCCAGAGGUGGGCACUGAGGCAUCCCAUGUUGGUGUCCCUUCCCUCUCUCUCCCCUCUGUGGAGCUUGACUUGCCUGGGGCCCUGGGCCUGGAGGGACAAGUCCAAGAAGCUGUCCCAGGCAAAGUGGAGAAGCCAGAGGGCCCCAGGGUAGCAGUGGGUGUUGGAGAGGUGGGCUUUCGUGUGCCCUCUGUGGAGAUUGUCACUCCUCAGCUGCCCACAGUUGAAGUUGAGAAAGAGCAGCUAGAGAUGGUGGAGAUGAAAGUCAAACCCUCUUCCAAGUUCUCUCUGCCCAAAUUCGGACUUUCAGGGCCCAAAGCUGUCAAGGGAGAGGUGGAGGGGCCUGGGCGAGCCACCAAGCUGAAGGUUUCCAAGUUUACCAUCUCACUUCCCAAAGCUCGAGCAGGGACUGAGGCCGAAGCGAAGGGAGCUGGGGAAGCCGGGUUGCUGCCAGCGCUGGAUCUGUCCAUCCCACAGCUCAGCCUGGAUGCCCAGCUGCCCUCAGGCAAGGUGGAAGUAGCUGAUAGCAAGCCUAAAUCGUCCAGAUUUGCUCUGCCCAAGUUUGGGGUGAAAGGCCGGGACUCUGAGGCUGAUGUACUGGUGGCAGGGGAGGCUGAGCUUGAGGGAAAGGGUUGGGGCUGGGAUGGGAAGGUGAAGAUGCCCAAGCUGAAAAUGCCAUCUUUUGGGUUGUCCCGAGGAAAGGAAGCAGAAACUCAGGAUGGACGUGUCAGCCCCGGGGAAAAGCUGGAGGCCAUAGCUGGGCAGCUUAAGAUCCCUGCGGUGGAAUUGGUCACACCGGGAGCUCAGGAGACAGAGAAGGUCACCAGUGGAGUGAAGCCGUCAGGCCUCCAGGUGUCCACCACUGGGCAGGUGGUUGCAGAGGGCCAGGAGAGUGUGCAGAGGGUGUCCACACUAGGUAUCUCUUUGCCCCAGGUGGAAUUGGCCAGCUUUGGGGAGGCAGGCCCUGAGAUCGUAGCCCCUUCUGCAGAGGGCACAGCAGGCUCUAGGGUCCAGGUGCCACAGGUGAUGCUGGAGCUACCUGGAACCCAGGUGGCAGGGGGUGAUCUGUUAGUGGGUGAGGGCAUCUUCAAGAUGCCCACAGUGACAGUGCCCCAGCUAGAGCUGGAUGUGGGGCUGGGCCAUGAAGCCCAGGCUGGUGAAGCAGCCAAGAGUGAGGGUGGGAUAAAGUUGAAGUUGCCCACACUGGGGACCGGAAGCAGAGGAGAGGGCGUUGAGCCCCAGGGCCCCGAGGCCCAGCGCACCUUCCACCUCUCAUUGCCCGAUGUGGAACUCACGUCACCAGUGAGUAGCCACGCUGAGUACCAGGUAGUUGAGGGUGAUGGGGAUGGUGGGCACAAACUCAAGGUUCGGCUGCCCCUGUUUGGUCUGGCAAAGGCCAAGGAAGGGAUAGAAGUUGGAGAAAAGGCUAAGAGUCCAAAGCUCAGGCUACCCCGAGUGGGCUUCAGCCAGAGUGAGUCGGUCUCCGGAGAAGGCUCUCCAAGUCCUGAGGAGGAGGAAGAAGGCAGUGGGGAAGGGGCUUCCAGUCGCCGGGGUAGGGUAAGGGUCCGCCUGCCUCGGGUAGGCUUGGCUUCCCCUUCUAAAGUCUCUAAGGGACAGGAGGGUGAUGCAACCUCCAAGUCCCCAGUUGGGGAGAAGUCACCCAAAUUCCGUUUUCCUAGGGUGUCCUUAAGCCCCAAGGCCCGGAGUGGGAGUAGGGACCGGGAAGAAGGUGGAUUCAGGGUCCGACUGCCCAGUGUGGGAUUUUCAGAAACAGCAGUUCCAGGUUCCACCAGGAUUGAGGGAACCCAGGCUGCUGCCAUCUGAAGCCCCAGGACAGCUGUGGAUUCCCCCUCUUGUCUUUCCAUUCCCCAGCCUAGCCCCCCAUUUUGUGUGUGACAUUACUAGCACUAAUCCUCAGAGGGCUUGAAGGUGGGUAACUGACUCAGGCAGGAGCCAGUGGCCUGUGCCACCUCAUUGGCCAAAGUGCCUGUAUAUCAUGUCAAACUAUGGGAAUAAAAUAAUUCAAAAGUU
This is a messenger RNA of Mus musculus (house mouse), 5260 nucleotides long. It is a transcript of the gene Prx, whose product is annotated as periaxin. The transcript is spliced from 6 exons. The record is from RefSeq and is marked validated. NCBI's taxonomy places the organism in Eukaryota, Metazoa, Chordata, Mammalia, Rodentia, Muridae. Gene Ontology annotation, cellular component: plasma membrane; anchoring junction; cytoplasm. Bases 286 to 732 code for a protein of 148 amino acids.